This is a messenger RNA of Leptinotarsa decemlineata (Colorado potato beetle), 651 nucleotides long. RefSeq lists its product as uncharacterized. The record is from RefSeq and is a predicted model, not a curated record. Lineage: Eukaryota; Metazoa; Arthropoda; Insecta; Coleoptera; Chrysomelidae.
CACCCGUAGUAUAUCUGUCCCUCACCAGGAACAUUUUUUUCUGCAGGUCUAAGGCCCGUAUUCUCCGUUUAUCAUGCAAAGCCAAGCUUUGCUAAGCUCGGCUGAAAAAGAAAGCUCGGCUUAAAUGUUGAUGUUAUGCACCGUGAUUAUUUAAGCCAAGCUUUCUAAAGCCUACAAUACAUGUGGCAACGCCGGAAAAGUGGGGAAAUUAUCGUAAUAAAUCAUGCCAUAAGCACAACAAACAUAGAAGAAGAUCAAAUUGAAUGUCAAAAUUGUGAAUUUCAAAAGUUGGGAGAUACUGUAGUUAGUAGUUAGUUUUCGACUCUGAUAUUCUCAGUACUUUUCUAUUCCAAUUUGAAAAUGGCAUCUACAAGCCACAAAAAUCGAGCACCAAAUUUUACCUAUGCGGAAAAAGUGCAUUUGAUGCGUUUAAUUGUUGACAAAUAUGCUGACACCAUUGAAGAUAAAAAAACCGACAGAGUCAGUGCGGCACAAAAAGAAAAAACCUGGGAACUUAUAGAGAGUGAAUUUAAUGCAUCUUCUAGUAGUACUUAUAGAAAUGCAGCAAAUUUGAAAAAAUGCUAUGAAAACAGGAAGAAAGAAUUGAGGAAGUCCUUGGCAGAAGAAAGGAAACAAACCCUUAUGACUGGU